Molecule: messenger RNA, 1050 nt
Organism: Penicillium argentinense
Lineage: Eukaryota; Fungi; Ascomycota; Eurotiomycetes; Eurotiales; Aspergillaceae
Product: amidohydrolase family protein
Exons: 3
Coding region: 1-1050 (349 amino acids)
Biological process (GO): secondary metabolic process
Cellular component (GO): cytoplasm; cytosol
Molecular function (GO): carboxy-lyase activity; hydrolase activity
Source: RefSeq, a predicted model, not a curated record
AUGGAUUGGCUGGAAGAUAAAGCCCUGGGGUGGAUUCAUGCACCACCAACCAACAAAAUCGAUACUCAUCAUCACUUCGUGCCAUCAUUCUAUGCCGAAGCUGUUAAAAAGGCAGGAGGUAAGAAGGAAAUUGAUCCUCUUCCUUGCGGUUACUCAUACCCUCACAGGAGACCCCAGCGGCUGGCCCACACCAUAUUGGACACCCAGAAGAAGCAAACUGAUUAUGAAACGACUGGGCGUCAAGACUGCCGUUUUAUCCGUCACAGCCCCCGGUCCUUGUAUCCUCAAGGGCCAAGAAUCAUUCAACUUGCGCGCAAAUUGAACGACUAUGCCGCUGAGCUGCGCGACAAAAAUCCUGCGAACUUCGGCUUCUUCGCCUCCUUACCCGACAUCUUGAACAUAGACGCAGCUCUUUCAAAAAUCGCAUACAGCCUUGAUACAUUGCAUGCCGAUGGAGUCACUAUAUUCACUCGCUACGGUGACAAUCAUACAUAUCUCGGCGACGCCUCCCUCGAGCCAAUCUGGGCUGAACUGGACCGCCGAAAGGCCAUUGUCUUUGUUCACCCUACUCAUCCUGUUGAUACAACGAUGGUCAAUCCGAAAUUACCACAGCCUGCAUUGGAUUACCCGCACGAGACUACCCGGGCAGCGAUGGAUAUGAUGUUGUCAGGUACCAAGUCGAAGUAUCCAAAUUGCAAGGUCAUUUUGUCGCACGCCGGUGGAACACUGCCAUACUUGGUGAGCCGGGUGGCCACUCCAAUGCGCAAGGCUCCUGAUUUCGCGACUCAGUAUCGCAUGGGAACUACUCAUGACAGGAUUAUGGAGGAUUUUAGAAGCUUCUAUUAUGAUUUCGCUCUCUCCACUGCGCCGCAUGUGCUUGAUGUGGCGUUGAAGAGUGAUUUUCCGUACGCCCCCAUCACGGCAUACCCUGCUUUCUUGGAGGGCCUGGAGAACUAUGAGAUGGACGGGGAUUUACGAGAUAGAAUCAAUUAUGGCAACGCUGCAUCUCUGAUUCCACGACUGCGGCAAGAUAUUUCUGAGAGACCGUGA